This is a messenger RNA of Talaromyces rugulosus, 840 nucleotides long. RefSeq lists its product as uncharacterized. The coding region runs from base 1 to 840 and encodes 279 amino acids. The transcript has a single exon. The record is from RefSeq and is a predicted model, not a curated record. Lineage: Eukaryota; Fungi; Ascomycota; Eurotiomycetes; Eurotiales; Trichocomaceae.
AUGGCAAAUGUACAAAAAGCCGACGGGGCAAAACUGAGGGAUUGGCUACAGCCAUUCUGUUGGCUGGACUCCGAUCGACCCUUUAGAGUACCUGACAAGCUGGUGAAACGGGUCUGCUCCGAUCCAACCAAAUUGAAACGUCCGAUUACACACAUGGUGCCGGAGAACCGCGCCUUGGCAAUCCGAUUUGAUCGGUGCUAUUCGUUACCAGACAGUUUUUAUAUCAACGGUCUUGAGACCCGUAAUACUACUGCUGAUAACCAGUUGGGUCUUGUCCUGAUUGCGGUGCUUCCAAAGCGAUCAAUCAUGGUACGGUUCAGUUUGGACAGUGUGCCGGAGGGCUUCGUUGGUUCGACGUCUGAUGAUGGGUUCCAGAAAGUGUAUUCGUCCAAAGGCAAAAAUGACCGGUUUACCAAGACUAUGAAGACUUUCUGCAAUACGUUACUUGGUGGAAAUCUGAAAUCCUGGCCAAGUGCCACCACCCAAGAAGCGCAUUUGGUCCUCUUUCGUCCUGCACAAGGUGGAGCCAAAGAAUUCGGGCCAAAUUUUGCGGACAUCAACAAGGACAUUGCGUCAAUGCGAGGUAACAUCAAGCUAUCUCUGCAAAAGCACUUCGGGCAAGACAUGCCGCGUUUCGCCGAGCACACGUACAAGGUGUCGAUGGCUGCCCCGAAGUGGUCGCUAUGUGUAUUUGGGAAGCCAGGGUAUCUUAUGCCCCGAAUCCUGGGGAAUGACUCUCAAGGGGAUUUCAAUAUCCGCCAUGAGACUCUUGGACUGGAGUAUAGGACCAAGUACACUCCGGGUGAGCAUGGACGUGGGAAGGCAAAUACGAAGAAGUAG